AUGGGCGAUCUUGCGUUUAUACCCGACGGCUUGAAGGUGAUUUCCGCAACACGUCCCUUCGGCGCUCGAACGCUGCACAUACAUCCACGCUUAUCGCCGUUUCGGGACAUCAGUUUUGGACCAAACGCCGGCCAAAUCAUCCAGCGCUGGAGUCUGCACGACAAGAUACGGGAACGCUGCCGACAUGUCGACAAACUCGUCCUACACGACUACCUCGGCGAGAUCGUGCGCGAGCAGCCCCUGCCACUACCCCUUUGGAGCGCGUGGGGGUAUGACGGACACCACGCGGAGAUGCAACGGGUCAUCUACGAGUACGCGGUCUCGCUCGGCAUCGACGUUCGGUUCGGCCACACUGUGCAGGAGUACUACGAGGAUGAAGCGGGUAGGAAGGCUGGGGUGAGAGUGGAAUCGAAGGGGGAAGUGACAAGUAUGGAAGCGGACUUGGUUGUUGCGGCGGACGGGGUGAAGAGUAAGGCAAGGAAAUAUAUUCUUGGUUACGACGACAAGCCGCGAUCAUCAGGCUAUGCUGUCUACCGCGCGUGGUUCAACGGGCAGGAGCAGGGCGUCGACACGGAUCCGCUGACGGACUACCUCACCAAGGGCGAGGACGCAUUCUUUGGCUGGAUAGGCAGGGACGUGCAGUUCCUCGCGUCCUCAGCCAGGAAGGAAAUCUCGUGGGUUAUCACGUUGCUUCGCAUCCGCAUCUUGUCCGUAUCUCUCUUCUUCCCUUCCCCUAUCUCCUUCUCACCCCCUCUCUCUCUUCAUCUCUCCAUCGCCAUUUCUGGCACAACACGCGUUCUUGAAUCAUAUCGAUGCUGACGGUAUGUCUGCGGGAACAAUUUCGAAGAAACAAACAACUGAUCCUAGAUGGACGAUGUAAU
Molecule: messenger RNA, 881 nt
Organism: Coniophora puteana RWD-64-598 SS2
Lineage: Eukaryota; Fungi; Basidiomycota; Agaricomycetes; Boletales; Coniophoraceae
Exons: 3
Coding region: 1-819 (272 amino acids)
Biological process (GO): secondary metabolite biosynthetic process
Molecular function (GO): FAD binding; monooxygenase activity
Source: RefSeq, a predicted model, not a curated record